GUGUGGAGCAGUGUGAGAGUGUGAGUGUGGUGUGGAGGGACAGUGUGGGACAGUGUGGUGUCAGACAGAGACAGCACUGAGCGGAGGAGGAACAUGGGGACCUGGCUUCUUAUUCUCCUCGCCUCCGGACUGUUUUACCUCCUGCUGAAGGUGAGCGGAGACCUGAGGAGGAGACAGCCAGGUGAGCCUCAGCUCGUGACAGGAUGGCUCCCGUUUUUUGGUGUAAUGUUGGACUAUGCUAAAAACCCACUGGGCUUCCUGCGAGCAACUCAACAAAAAUAUGGAGAUAUCUUCACCUGUAAAAUUGCAGGGAAGUACCUCACCUUCAUCAUGGACCCCUUCUCUUUCCCGAUGGUGCUGCGUCAGGGCAAAAACCUCGACUUUCAUACAUUCGCCAUGGGUUUCUCUCAGCGGGUAUUUGGCCACGCCGAUUUCACAUCUCCAGUGUACAGCGACAGCUACAAAGAUGUCCACUCUAUCUUCACUCAGACUCUGCAAGGCCUACAUCUUCAGCACCUGUCUCAAACCAUGCUUGACAAUCUGCAGACAGUUUUACAACGAUGCCUGCCAAGUGAAUCCAGUUGGAGGGAGGAAGGGCUGCAGUGUUUCACUCACAGGAUCAUGUUUGAGGCCGGGUUUCUCACACUGUUUGGCAAGAAGAAUGGCGUUUUACAGUCAGAAACAGUUGGAAUGUGCAUGCAGAAAGCAAAGCAAGAUUUUUUAACAUUUGAUCAGGCAUUUCCCAUACUUGCAGCAGGACUGCCCAUAUCGCUGUGUGUGCGUGCAUUGCGAGCAAGAGAAGCAUUAGCGGAGAAACUGCUGCAUGGUGAACUUCAUCAAAGGACAUUAAUAUCAGACCUGAUUCAGCGAAGAAUGGAUGCUUUUGAUUGCAUGCAUUUGGACGAGACGGGAAAAGCCCGCACUCAUGUCUGCAUGCUUUGGGCAUCACAAGCCAACACACUGCCAGCUGCCUUUUGGAGUCUCUACUAUACUCUGAGAUGUCCAGAAGCUCAUGCUGCAGCCCUAGCUGAGGUUGGCCAGAUCUUGCAGGAUAUUGAGGACCAUGACACUCCAAUCAGCCUCUCCACUGAACAGCUGGAUUCCAUGACUGUGCUAGAGAGUAUCAUCAGUGAAGCUCUGCGCCUGUCCAGUGCCUCUAUUAUGAUACGAGUUGCAAAUGAUGAUUUCAGUCUCACUCUGGACUCUGGUAAACCACAAGCAAUCAGAAAGGGUGAUUACAUUGCUCUCUACCCACAGCUCAUCCACAUGGACCCUGACAUCUACUCCAACCCCAUGGAGUUUAGAUACAACCGAUAUUUGGAUGAGAUGGGCCAAAAAAGAACACAGUUUUCCAAAAAUGGACGGCCGCUGAAAAACUACCUUCUCCCAUUUGGUUCUGGUGCCAGUAAGUGCCCAGGUCGUUUCUUUGCGAUGAAUGAGAUAAAACUCUUCCUCACACUAGUGCUCUGGUACUAUGACUUACACCUCAGUGACACUAACAAAGCAGUGUUACCAGACAGUACACGUGCAGGCCUUGGCAUUCUACCACCCAUGCAAGAUGUGCUUUUAAGAUACAGAGCUAGAGGAAUACGAUACAAAGAGAGGCACAUGGAGGAAAGAGAAGACUAAAGCAAGGAGAAUGGAACUGAUCUCUGAACAAACUGACCACAACAAUGAGACAGAAACUUACAACAACAAACAGAACUUACAGCAAGUCUCCAGAUAAACUUUGAGUGGCCUUUUUAUUAGAGGAACCCUACUCUAUAACUGUGCCUAGCAAGUUCAAUAAGUUUAACAGUGAUUUGUAAGGUGGAAUUGCCAAGAUACUACUAUUCUUCACCAGCCUAUUUUGUUUAUAUGUAGAAUAUAUUUGUACAUAUUUUUUAAAAAUGAUACAAAUGCUGUUGUAUUGGCGCAGUCAAAAUGCCAUUACUUUGUUACAGUGGGUUUAAGAAACUAAUGCAAGUUAAGAAUUUACAUUUCUCUUGGGUGAUCCAUGCAUUAAUUCCUGUGUUUUGCAUUUCAAGUUUUGCAUUUCACAUUUAAUUUAUUGCUUAACUUAAAUGUAAAUCACAUUACAAAGUGAGGCAAAUGUGGCAUUAGGCAUCUUACCUAAGGACUUUUAUUUGUGUAGCAUGGUGUGCUUGCCUGGCUCGGAAAUUGAACUCGUCUUGAACUAGUCUUUCCCAGGGAAUACAAUGUUACCCUCUAGACUACACCAGCCAAGACAUGGAACUACUAAGGAAGCCUGUUUCAGGGGUUCCUUAGUAAUUGGAUUAAGUAACAUAAUCUAAUACCUACAUAAUUGAUGACUGCAUGAUGUCUGAGACCCUUUGACAUCACCCUAUUACAUCACUGACUGGAAUACAGCCUUUUCGGUUCUUGCUCACUUUGGGGGCUUUCUGCUCACCAUCUUGUCCUCUAUAAGUGAAGUGCAUGAUAAAUGAGGUUCAGGUCAGGUGACUGACUUCAAUCAAUAACAUGCCACGUCUUGGCUCUGAAAAAUUCUAUAGUUGCUUUAGCAGUGUGCUUUUGUUCAUUGCUGUUUAUCUGGAACCGAGAAACUGACGACUGUAAAAUAAUAAGAUUUGGCCUGCAAAAGAGUUAUCUUUACCCCAUUUCUUUGAAAUCAUAUUGGUCGAUGUAGUACAUUUCCUUUUUUUUUAUAUUGUAUGUUUGUUCCAGACAUUGUAUUUGGGUUUCUAGUUUGUUUAACAGCACUACCUACACAGCAACGCACAGUUGGGCAAAAUCAACUAAGC
Molecule: messenger RNA, 2762 nt
Organism: Astyanax mexicanus (Mexican tetra)
Lineage: Eukaryota; Metazoa; Chordata; Actinopteri; Characiformes; Acestrorhamphidae
Product: cytochrome P450 7A1
Exons: 6
Coding region: 94-1629 (511 amino acids)
Biological process (GO): cholesterol homeostasis; bile acid biosynthetic process
Molecular function (GO): iron ion binding; oxidoreductase activity, acting on paired donors, with incorporation or reduction of molecular oxygen; steroid hydroxylase activity
Source: RefSeq, a predicted model, not a curated record